GUUGUUUUGUAUUCGCGUCGUAAGCGCGUGACAACACAGGACGGCACGAGACACACAAACACAGGCGCGAGCAGUGUUUUCGACGGAGAACGGAAAAUUUAAACACAGCUCUCAGCACCUGUUUCUCUUUUUCCCGCGGACAGAGAAGGGAAUACCGAGCAUAAUUCCGGUGGAUGGUUUUAUCCGCAGUGCCUCAGCCGAGCAGCCAACCGGGGAGCAGGAUGUCCAGGCAGCAGCAGUACCGGACCCCGUUAAAACUCACCGAGAGCGUGGUGGAGGUCAAGAGCAAAUUUGAGGCAGAGUACCGUCGCUUCGCCUUGAAGAGGAAUGGCCCCGGUGGCUUCCAGGAGUUCUACCGCCUCCUCCAGACCAUCCACCACAUCCCCGGCAUCGACGUGCUGCUGGGAUACGCCGAUGUCCAUGGAGACCUCCUUCCAAUCAACAAUGACGACAACUUCCACAAAGCCGUGUCGUCGGCCAAUCCACUGCUCCGCAUUAUCAUCACCAAGAAAGAGGAUGAACCUGUUGUUUUUGCCACCAACUCCCUCCAGAGGCGUAAAAAGGGGCUGGGUUUAACCGGACUGCGCACCACCGUCUCAGGCUCCACCCACUCAAAGAACAAACCGGGCCUGAUGAUUGGCCUGCCACAGAACUUCAGACAGAUCUCAUCCAUCAUCGACGUGGACAUCUUACCCGAGACACACCGACGCGUACGACUGCACAAGCACGGUACCCACAAGCCACUGGGCUUCUACAUCCGUGACGGGGUGAGCGUGCGAGUGACACAACAGGGUGUAGAGAAGGUUCCGGGGGUGUUCAUAUCUCGUCUGGUACGUGGCGGGCUGGCAGAGAGCACGGGGCUGCUGGGAGUUAACGACGAGAUUCUCGAGGUCAAUGGAAUCGAUGUCGCGGGAAAAUCUCUGGAUCAGGUCACAGACAUGAUGGUGGCCAACAGUCACAACCUCAUAGUGACUGUGAAACCAGCGAACCAGAGGAACAACGUGAUGCAUCGUGGGAGUAAAACCUCAGUGGCAAACUCUGGUUCAGUGGGUUCAGCUGGAUCUACAGGCUCCACUCUGUCACAUGACUCACCAAGCCCCGCCUCUCAGAGCAACCCCAUCACUGCAAGUAACAGCAUUGCAGAGGGUGACAGUGACGAUGAAGAUGAUGACGGGGACCUCAUUCUGGAGAAUGACUGUCUUACGCCCUACGACUCCCACCGGAUCACCAACAGUAACAACACUAACCUCAACACAGACUCGCCUAGCAACAAGCCGCACAACUCCACUGGGGGUAGGCCCCUCCCACAGAGCAUCUCAUUGCCCAAUAGUGUCGGAGUGUCCCUGAGUGACAGCUCUACGACGACGAUGUCCAGUCACAACGGAAACACAGCCAGUAGCAGUCACGAGAGUAUGAGGGAGGACGGCAACAUCAUAACACUGUAGCCAUGACAACGUUGACAUCUACACUGUAGCAGUGAGGACGAGGGGACGGUACAAUAACAGAGCGCUGUAACUACAACCACAGGUAGCUGUGCUCCCGUCAGACAGACAACAGCUACUUCCUGUUGAGUCACUGAUAUUUAAGGUGGACUGAGUCUGACAGGUCACUGACACUGGAGCAGGGGUUCUCAGUGGAUCAUGGUCUUCACAAUCUAUAGCCAGAACAACACUGACAACACUACAUGUCUGCAGCGUGAGGCUGAUGUAAUGUGUCUGGUUCCAUAAGCAAAACACUUUAUAUUCACCCCAGGGAGAUGAUUUAAUACCAUAAUGAAAGAACUGGUUAACAGAAAAGAUAAUUAUAACUGCUCCUGUAAAAGCCAUAACUCAGUUUGAUGUCCACAUGUUGAGGAAAUCAUCUCUACUUUACAAACCUACAGCUUCACCAAUCAGAGACAGUGACAGAACAGUAUCAUUUAAUCAGGGCCCUGUUUCCGUGGCAACAGUUAGGUAUUAUCCUGACCUGUGCCCAGAGCAGAGCACACAGGUUCACACAAUUCACACAAAUGAGGCUGUGUGAAGAGAGUCGUUGGUUUUUUGGUGGACGAUUGUUGCUGAGAGGAAAGAUCUCAGAACCACAUCUGUUUCUGAAGCAAAUUAAAUACCUGGAAAUGUUUUCUCCUGCAGCACCUGAAGGCAUCAGGACGUGUGCUAUGUUUUGUAUUCUCUGAUUGAACACUCAGAGCAAAGCUGUUCCAGAGCUAUAUGGGCAGUGUUGUGAUUGGCUGAGAGUGUAUUUAUCUGAUCUGCGCUGCUGCACCAACCUACCGCCCUGACUAUAAAUCACAAAACACCCAAACGUGAACUUUUGUAAGAGCAGA
Molecule: messenger RNA, 2323 nt
Organism: Seriola dumerili (greater amberjack)
Lineage: Eukaryota; Metazoa; Chordata; Actinopteri; Carangiformes; Carangidae
Gene: pard6a
Product: partitioning defective 6 homolog alpha-like
Exons: 6
Coding region: 174-1445 (423 amino acids)
Biological process (GO): regulation of cellular localization; centrosome cycle; establishment or maintenance of cell polarity
Cellular component (GO): cell cortex; apical plasma membrane; nucleus
Molecular function (GO): protein kinase C binding
Source: RefSeq, a predicted model, not a curated record